AAGGCGUUUACGCAUGCGUGAGCGAGAAAGUGCGUUUUCGGAUGAUUACUGGGGGCGAGCGAAAGAGAUUAUGUGGGCUGUACACAACUGUUGUUUUAAUCCGCAGAGCGAAGAGAUUUAGCAAAAAAAAAACACGGGUUUCUCCCCUCGCAGCCAUAUUGUAUGGACAUUUGGUGGAAAAAGCAGAAGGAAAAAAACACUUUCAAGAAGAACCUUGCCAAGACUUUGAGAUAGUUGAUUUUCAACUCACUGGCGGUGGGAUUCCGUUCAUUAGCCAGCAGUCCAGCUGGUUGACGAAUUUCACAGAUUGUGGAUCGUAUAUUUUUUUAAAAUUAGAGAAUACUAUAUUUACUUUUAGCUUGUUUUAUUAACAGUCGGCAAGAUGAAGGACCGAUUGGAACAACUCAAAGCUACAUGCGACAAUGACGAUGAGGAAGUGGAAAUUGCUAUUGACAAUGCAGCUUUUAUGGAUGAGUUCUUCUCUCAGAUCGAGGACAUCAGGAACAGUAUUGAUAAGAUUGAUGAGAAUGUCUCUGAAGUCAAGAAGCUCUACUCAGUCAUUCUGUCUGCCCCCACAUCAGACCAGAAAACGCAGGAUGACUUGGAGGCUGUCACCAACGACAUCAAGAAGAUGGCUAACAACGCCCGCAACAAACUCAAAACCAUCGAGAGGAAUCUGGAGUCUGAGGAAGAGGAGAGGAUUUCAGCCGACAUGCGGAUACGCAAAUCACAGCAUGCAGUGCUGUCCAGGAAGUUUGUAGACGUGAUGACCAAGUACAACGAGGCCCAGCUGGACUUCAGGGAGAGGAGUAAAGGACGCAUCCAGAGACAACUAGAGAUCACUGGCAAAGCUACGACAGACGAGGAGCUUGAAGAGAUGUUAGAGGGUGGAAACUCGGCCGUUUUCACUUCAGGGAUCAUGGACUCUGGGAUCUCGAAGCAGGCUCUCAGUGAGAUCGAGGCACGACACAAAGACAUUGUGCGUCUGGAGAGCAGCAUCAAAGAGCUACAUGACAUGUUCGUGGACAUCGCCAUGCUAGUGGAGAGUCAGGGUGACAUUGUAAACAAUAUAGAAGCUCAAGUGUGUAAAGCGCAGGACCACAUAGCAGUGGCUAAGACUGAGACCAAAAAAGCCAUCAGGUACCAGAGCAAAGCACGCAAGAAGACAAUCAUUAUAGCAGUGGUCUGCACUGUGCUCGCUGUCCUCAUCCUCGCCAUCAUCCUAUCACAGACAGUAGGGUAAUAGAGGGACCACGCCCCCUAACCUCACCCUCUUCAUUCAUCUUCAUCACUCAAUCUUGCCCUCCUCCAGCUGUGAAGCCAAAGAGGGGGAUGAAGACUUAACCUAUCCCUUCCCUUGCCCUUGGACACUCCCCCUCUCUUACUGUAACUAUAGAAAAAGGCCCAGCCAGUGGGACUUCCUAGUUGGAGCAGGCUGGUGUUCCCCUUGGGGUGGCUGAGAGGAUGAGCACCAGGUGGGAGAGAAACAUGGGGACCAAAGCUGAGACUGGUUAUUAGCCCCUGAUAAAGCUAAACAAAAAAAGGGAAUCUGAAGAAGUGGAAAUCUUCACCCUCACACACAACUAAAUGGACACCGUGCAACAUUUCAUUUAAAUUCUCUAAACUGCUUUCUAUUUUUCCAAUAAUGUUAAUUUGAUUGAUCUUGAUCCGCACUUAAGGGAACCUGACACUCCUUUCCCCAUUACAAAAACCUAAUGACCACCAACACCACCCUUGCCUUGUUGUCUUGCCAUUCUGAACCUCCAAGCUGAAAGUAGCUUCCUCCAGCCCACAGAGGAAUGGUGCAUUGUAUAACUCCCCUAUGAUUCUUGUAUUGAGGGACACGAGUGGAUUUCACUUCAGUCUAUGUGAAAGCAAUGACUCUGUGCAUGUUUGAUGCCACUUGAAUAGUUUAAAAAAAAUUCCUAAAGUACACCUUACCUCUGAGCGUUUGGGAGAGAUCUUCGUCGAACAUCUGAUUUGCUUCUUAUGCCUUCCUUUACAAUCUGUCCAAUCAAAUUCAUUUCAUGCAACCCACACCUCAGAUGCGGUAGCCAAUGACGAGGCUCUAAAUGGGACAUUGAGGGUCUGGAAAUUUCAAGCUGAACAUUUUAAAUGUAAUCUUCACUAUAGUAUUAUGAUGGAUUCCAGAGAUUUUAAUGAAGGAAUAAAAUAUUUUGUUUUUUAA
Molecule: messenger RNA, 2188 nt
Organism: Oncorhynchus masou masou (cherry salmon)
Lineage: Eukaryota; Metazoa; Chordata; Actinopteri; Salmoniformes; Salmonidae
Gene: stx3b
Product: syntaxin 3b
Exons: 10
Coding region: 383-1243 (286 amino acids)
Biological process (GO): exocytic insertion of neurotransmitter receptor to postsynaptic membrane; intracellular protein transport; synaptic vesicle fusion to presynaptic active zone membrane
Cellular component (GO): postsynapse; synaptic vesicle; endomembrane system
Molecular function (GO): SNAP receptor activity; SNARE binding
Source: RefSeq, a predicted model, not a curated record